Trypanosoma brucei brucei TREU927 is the source of this 4038-nucleotide messenger RNA. RefSeq lists its product as hypothetical. The transcript has a single exon. Bases 1 to 4038 code for a protein of 1345 amino acids. NCBI's taxonomy places the organism in Eukaryota, Euglenozoa, Kinetoplastea, Trypanosomatida, Trypanosomatidae. The record is from RefSeq and is a predicted model, not a curated record.
AUGCAGAGUUUGGUCUCUUUGCGAACCAGGGUGCAGUCGGUUGCAGUCAGUGAUGCCUUCAGUUCCCUCCAAUCAUGUCACCGUCCCAUAACAACUCCCGCAGCAAAACCGGCGGCGGGUGCCCAUUUGCGUGAGCAGACAAAAGCUACUGACACGGUUGUGGACUCAACAAAGGACCAGCGGCAUCAUUCGAAGGGACGCGGUGUAGCUGGAGUGAGGAAUCGCGGCGGCCCAUAUCGUAGGCAGGCACAAGCAUGGAACACUAGUGGAAAAAGUGGACUGAAUUUGCCAGAAUCCUCUGCACCAGUUCUCUUUCCACUGGGGAACGGCCUAGAGGUAACGCUUCCCCACGACACUUUCGCGUGGAAAACACGAGGUGCACCAGCCGGUAUAGCGGAGCGAAACCAAUCAGCGGGCGAACACGGAGGAAAAUUCGUGGGGGAUGGUGGUAAAUCGCUUCACGUGUGCGAUUCAAAUGGAUGUGGAACUGAUCGGCAAGCAGAGGUGGCAAUCAUGCAUCUGAAUGAAUCGGGGGAGCUCAUCUCCGCUAUCUUCGCUGUACCCUCCUUGAAGGGCAGUGAGAAACUGCAGAAGGCGCUUGAGGAGUGGCCAGAGCUACUUCACCGACUGCGAGCUGAUUCCUUGCCCGUGAUAUUGGGGUCCAGCGGCGAAUCACCGCCAACCGCACGAUCCAUCAUCCGAGCUUUUCAAAUUCUGACGGAAGCACUCGGGUCACUGGACAGUAUUUCACAAAAUUCGGGACUGCGUGCGGAGCAGCUCUUCCCGGCCGAUUUAGUAGCUGCACUCUGGAGAGCGCUUCCUCCCAUACACGAGUACAUCAAGCGUACAGCUGUGGACUCCCCACAACCAUCUGGUGGGACAGAUAGUGAUAACGGUGUCAAUGAAAGCCUGAGAGAUGACGAGGUAGCGUUACCCGCAACCCCAGAGUUGCCGAGUUCUCCCAUGAAAGCAUUUAAAGUGGCCAGACGCGCCCUGGCACUACGGGCUCGUGAAGUCGGUGAUGUACUGCCACCGUCUCUGUUGGUUCAAGUGUUAUUGUCCAUAGAGAAAUGUGGCGCGCUCUCCGAUGAUAUCAUUGGACCCAUGGGAACGCGUCUACUUGAAAGGUAUGACAGAGCUCUAGUCGCGCACGGGGGACCGCAACGCGUUGCUUCGAAUCACCAGCUCUCCACACGGUUUGUUUCCAGAACUAUGAACUCGUACGACUUGCCUUUUAGUGAUGAGGAUUCAGUGAGCUUUGCUCGGCUUCUAGGGAGGGCACAGGUGGUAGAUCACUUUCAACUCCAUCGACUGGUACACACAAUUCUCCUUCCUUCAGUAGUACGGGCUCUGCGAAGCAAUGCGCUCAGCCUAACAGAAUUGUUUGAGUUGACAGCAUGUUAUGCUCGGUACGCCGUGUGCGGGCGGCCUGUCGUACAAGUGACGGAACUCUGGAUGUCGCACGUACCUCAAAUGAGCUUGGAGCAGUGUGUCAAAUUACUGAACAUUGUGAGUCCGAACAGGCAGCGCAUCAACGGCAAGAAGCGAUUCACAUCAGGAAAGACACGUCAAACCCUAGCGACUGGUGCGGAGGAAGAUUACUUUCCCUUGGUAGGCGCUGUUCUCGAACGUGCUGUGUGGCUAUGCGUUCGUGAAACACAAAUCGUUAAUAAUACUGAUACCACUGAACAGAUUAUUGCUGUCGCUGAUGAGGACUGCGGCGUGCUGUCUCCAACCUGUCUAACGAAGUUCAUGUGUGCACUAACUAGGGUCAAUGCUGAACGCUGGGCUGAGGUUUACAUGGUUGUGGCAUCUGUGAUCGAGAAAAAACUGGAACUGUUUUCAAUCACUGAUGUUAUGUCCAUGGCAAAAUCCAUUAUACAGCGAGGAUCCAACAUACCGUACCACACGUUCCAUGCUCAAUUAGCGCGCUUCCUGCUGCAGGCUGAAGCGGCGUUAAGCGAUGUGAAGGUUGCUAGCGUUGCUCUCGUCUCUGCCGCCUUGAUGCUACCGGCACCGCCACUCUCGCUAUCGAAGGUGAAGGAGGCACAUUUUCUUCAACCACCAACAAACUCAGUGCCAGCUCCAACGUGUGCGGGCGAGGAUAAGCCCCUACGUGAGAUGGGUAGCUGCACACUGGAACACUCAUCAGCAUUGGCUAUUUUUCGCAAGCAUGGCACACGACUUGGUUUGCACAGUUUCGUUGCAGGAAUGUGUGCCACUCCACUGGAGGAACUCCCGCGACGCUCGCAGGAGCGCGUAAUUGUUCACUUUACCGCUAUAGCUUCAGCGAUCGGGGUGGCGUGGCUUGCUAGGGGUAUUGCGGCGUUGACUUCGAGAAUUCCAGAUUCUGUGGAUCCACUCUCAGUGCAGCGGUGGUUUUCUCGUUUCACGGUUGUGGAUGUUACACGACAGCUAGACUUGGAGCACGCAGCGAUGCUUUUGAAUGUUUUGUCACAUGAAAACUACAGCCGGGAGAGUGCACUAGCAAAGAGAGCCAUAACCAAUCGUGUCGCCCGUUUGCUGCUUCAAGAUGACGUUUCUCUGCACUCUAUAGUGCUAAUUGCGCCUGCACUUCAGCGCGCAGACGUUUUCUUUCCACAUCUAUAUUCGCGCCUUUGUCGCGUGCUGCUGUCGACCGUGCAGAAGGCCCCGUUCGAUGCUCUACUUCCGGCGUUUUACGUGGCGGCAGAUGAGUUCACGCGGUGCAAACAUCACAAUGGCGGCACGUUUAGGGAUGUGUGGGAACUUUUGCGCACCCGAGUGAUUGAUGAUGCUGCGGUAUCCCUCACUACAGAAGACGUUAUCGUAGCAUUAAAUGGAUUCGCCGCGCUGGACGUUGGGGACUACCCCGUAUUCUCUGUCCUUCUUCACAGGUUGUGGGUGUCGUAUAAGGAAGUCGCCUCCCAAUGUGGUGGUGAGGAGGGAGGGACAUCGGCAGUGAGUGGGUCCUUGACCCCAACGCGAUGGGUAGAUAAGGUUCUUUCGGGUUGCACCCCGAGUGCAGUUGCGGUCCUAGCUUGCUCACUCACCCAUUUGGGUGAUGGUGAAGUCGUGGACACUUUCAUGCCAUGGGUGCUUCUCCGCCUUCGGCAAGUCGUUAGGGACAUCUUCCCCAUUGACGUACUCCACCUCAUGCCGGCGUUACUUGCAAAUUUCGCUAAGGCUGCAUCGAGGGCAGAGAACUCGCUGAACCCCACUCACUGGUUAAACAUUGAUGCCAAUUGCAGCCUCCUCCAUGCGGUCUAUGACGCGUGCCGCGAGUUGUUCCUCCAGAUGUAUGGAGAGGCGCGAAAGGACAGCGGGGAAGGAGUUGAUGGAGUGCGUCGAGAGGACUGGAUCCCAAAGGUGCAUGUGUCAGUGUCGAGCGUGCCGCACCGCCACUUUGCAGAGCUCCUUAUAGCCCUGUGCCGCGCUGGUGUGCAGGAUGAAACGGUUGUCAUGGCCUGUGCGCCGCGAACAACCCAACGUUGCUGCGCGGUACUACCCAUGGCCGAACUUGUUGACUUGACUAUGGCGUUAUGUUUUCAUCUGCAUUUGCACCCACAAGAAACAGAUCAAUGUGACACUUCAAAAGAACAAAGCAUCAAGCAUACAGAUGGCACAGACGGGGACGUCGUUGGUAAUCCUCCGUUUGCAGAGAGUGAGGGUACCGGAAACGGAGGUACCGAUGCGGUUAAAAGUGCUUCACUGCAAGCAAUUACCCCAAACCAACAGCUCUUACUCCCAGCACUGAACGCACUGUGGGAGCGUGUGGAAGAACUAAGUUUACCUCAAGUGGAUGCACUGGUACGUUGCUUGAGGCAUUACUACGGCGAAAAAGUUGACACUGAUUUUCUGUUUCGCCUGCAAAACCACCGAGCUGCGGUCGAGGAAAUGAGGCGCAGUCGUCAGCAGAGGCGGGGCGAAAAAGUGAUGAAGGGUGAGGCAACUUUGACCGUUGAUGCUGCAAAGCCGCGGAAUUCUGCUGAAGAACAGGGCCGACGGGAGGAGGGUACGCAAUUACAGCUGACAGCGGAAGAUCUUUUUGUUUGCUGA